Messenger RNA from Kluyveromyces lactis, 1848 nucleotides. It is a transcript of the gene PRP39, whose product is annotated as Prp39p. The record is from RefSeq and is a predicted model, not a curated record. NCBI's taxonomy places the organism in Eukaryota, Fungi, Ascomycota, Saccharomycetes, Saccharomycetales, Saccharomycetaceae. Gene Ontology annotation, cellular component: U1 snRNP; U2-type prespliceosome; commitment complex. Gene Ontology annotation, molecular function: protein binding. Gene Ontology annotation, biological process: mRNA 5'-splice site recognition; RNA processing. The transcript has a single exon. The coding region runs from base 1 to 1848 and encodes 615 amino acids.
AUGUUUGAAGGAUUAGACCAAACUUUUCUGAAGAAUAACGAUGAAUGGGUGCAGAGUUAUAAUUCUGUUGACUGGAACGAUAUAACUACUAUCGACAAACUGGUGGUUGGUACAGAAGCAUUGGUACAGAAAUACAAUAAUCCCAAUGAACAUGUGAAGAGCAAUAUAUAUAAAGUUUUUGAUGAGUUAUUGGGAAGGUAUCCGUUAUUUUUUGGUUACUGGAAACGAUACGUUGCGGUGAAAUAUCAGCUAGAUGGAUUAGAAGGGUCUAUUUCUACUUUAAAGGCAUCUUUACAUUCGUUCCCUACGUCGAUAGAUCUUUGGAUUGAUAUGUUGAACGUUUAUCUAACACAUAAUCAGAAUGAUAGUGAACUGAUACGAAACCAGUUCAGGAAAUGCGAAUCCCUCGUGGGAUCUCAUUUCCUCUCGCACGAUAUUUGGGAUAAGCACAUUGCAUAUGAAACAAGACUACAGAACUGGGAAAACGUAUUUGAGGUGUACAAACAAGUCAUGCAGCAACCUUUGCAUCAAUAUGCAAGAUACUACACCAGCUUUAAGGAAUUCUUGGAAUAUCACCCAGAGUUUGCUAAUAGGGAAUCAAGCAUCCAUUUGGAUACCACAUUUAUUUCUAACCAGGAGAAGGUGAACAAAAUAUGGACAUAUGAAUCACAAAUAAAACAGCCAUUUUUCAAUAUCCCUGAGCUUCCCGAGAAUGAGAUUCAGAAUUGGGAUGCUUAUCUAUCUUUCUUAAUCAACAACACUGAGUUCAGUACAGAAUUAAUAAAAUCGACGUUUGAGAGAUGUUUGAUUCCAUGUUUAAGAUACGAAUAUUUCUGGGGAGCCUAUAUUGACUGGACUGAAAGGACUUUUGGUCCCGAAUGUACGUUCCCCUUGUUUGAAAGAGCACUCCGGGCUCUUCCUGCUGAUAAUAAAUCUUUCAAGCAAAAAUACAUCAAAUAUUUGGAAAGUAAUAUGGAUCCAUAUAAUAAAUUAUCUUCCAAACACUAUAUGGACGCUCUAUACACGUUCCAGCUUAAAUGGCCACAUGAUCCAAGUUCAACUAUUAAAUAUUUAAGGUUUCACAAGAGAAGAUAUUUUGCAGCAUCUUUGAAUGAUGAAGACAAAAAGAUCUUGGAACAACAGAGUAAAUAUGCUACAUUUUUGGAUAAAACUAUCAAGGCGUACCUAUCAGGGAAUGCAGAUACGGAAAAUCACGACAUUUCCCAGCAGUUGCUUGCCAUGCUAAAUGACACUACUCUUCCGAUACUGGUAGUUGAACUAAUAAAAGUGCAUUGGCUGGUAUUGAAGAACGUCAUUCAAUGCAGGAAACACUUUACAUACUUCGCCAAAUUGGAUCCGAUCAAGACUUCAGUCUUAUUUUGGUUGACUUACUACAAGUUUGAAAAGACUCAAAAAAAUAUCGCCAGAUUAACAAAGUUUGUCGAUCAAUUAGGCACUGAGAUCGUAUUACCAACAAAAGUUAUCAAUGAUAUCGUACGAGAUUUCCAAGGGUUUUAUCUAAUCAAUGCAGAUUAUUCCGAGUACGAAACCAAUUUAUCGCAAUCCCGUUUUGGGUUUGACCCAAUAGUUCACAAUAGGUUCAAAAUCAACAACCCAACAUGGAGGCCGAACGCCAAGCUAACCAAGGACUGGUAUAAAUCAGAAAAGUAUAGAUCGAACGGUCAUCCUGGAUUGUUCAUUGAUAAGCCUCAAAUUAAAAAUACUAUAAUAGAGACGCUUGCAUCGAAGCAGCUCAAUCCAGCACCUUUGCCUACUUUUAGAAAUUUAGAAAAGAUCCAUCAGAAACCUAAAUUUGAUGAUUACAUGUCUAUAGAUUAUUUAAAGUAG